Molecule: messenger RNA, 666 nt
Organism: Parnassius apollo (apollo)
Lineage: Eukaryota; Metazoa; Arthropoda; Insecta; Lepidoptera; Papilionidae
Source: the annotation of a GenBank genome assembly
AUGGAUAUUCAAGCAGAAACUUUAAUUACGCUUGUCCAAGAGAGACCUGUUCUGUGGGAUAAGACCGAAGACAUCUAUAAAGACAAAAACUUAAAGUUAGCAGCAUGGCUUGAAGUAUGUUUAAUACUGAAACCAAACUUCGAUGAACUGGAUGAAAAAGAAAGAAAACAGUACGGAAAACAGGUUUCAACUAAAUGGAAUAAUAUACGAGAUUCGUGGCUUAAGACAGUAAAGAAACAAAAAGAUGAGUCUAAAUCUGGAUCUUCGGCCAAAAAGACACGAAAUUAUUUAUAUCACGAGCAAUUAAUGUUUUUGAAAAUAGUCUCCGAACCUCGACCACCACAUGAGUCAGUUUCAAAAAAAGCAAGAACUGAGACUGAAGUAGGCAUGGAAUCAAAUUUUCGUUCACAUUUAAUUAAAGAUAAAAGAAAAAUUGAUAAUAAAGUGGUAAAUGACAGGAUGGUAAAGUUUUUGGACUCCAGAAUAAACCCAGAAAAGGAAAACCAUCAUCUGUCUUUCUUCAAAGGCAUUAUACCAAUCUUGAACACUUUAACUAUCGAAGAGACUUUAGAAUUUCAAGCAAGCGUCAUGACAAUGUUGCAAAAAAUUAAAAGUAGGAACUAUGAGAGACCAAAUUACGGACAUUGGCGUGAUUCAUAUAAUUAG